UCCCGCGGAGAUCAGCGCCUUCACCCCAGUGCCCUUAAAGCGGGGGGGGCGGGUAAAAAACCCGCCCUUCCGUGGAGCGGCCCUUCGCCCGGCUUUCCCCCGGGGACAGGCGCUUUCCCCGCCGGCGGGGCUGGUUUCGUUUCCCGCUGCCUCCUCCUCCUCCUCUUCCUCCUCCUCCGCCGCCGCCGCCCGCCCUUCUCCGCGCUGCCGCCGGCCCCGCUCCCCGUCUCCCGGCGAUGCUGCGGCGCUGCCCCCCGGGCCCGCCGGGGCCCUCCUCGCCCCUCCGCCGAGCCCUGCCGCCCGCCGCCCCCGCCGUCCGACACCGCCUGCGGGAGUGCGCGGCGCGGAUCCCGGAGGCCGGAGCGGUCCUCGACCUGCUGGAGAAGUGUCCCGAGCACCAGAAGAAAGGGGGGUUUCCCGUGGUGGUGUUUGAGGGGCUGGAUGCCACGGGCAAAACCACUGUAACUCAGUCUGUUAAGGACACCCUGAAUGGCAUUCUGCUAACGUCCCCACCACCUUGCAUCAGCCAGUGGAGGACAAUAUUUGAUGAUGAGCCAGCACCCAUUAAAAGAGCAUUUUAUGCUGCAGGCAACUACAUUCUUGCAUCAGAAAUAGCGAAAGCAUCCACUCAAGCACCUGUGAUCAUAGACAGGUACUGGCACAGCACAGCUGCCUACACAAUUGCCACUGAAAUAAACGGGGAAGUCCAGGAUCUUCCACCAGCUCAUGAUGAGGUGUACCAGUGGCCUGAGGAUCUGCUUAAACCCGACCUUGUUCUUCUCCUGACUGUUGACCCUGAGGAGCGAGUCCGGAGACUUCAGCGUCGAGGUCUGCAGAAGACAAAGGAGGAAGCUGAGCUGGAAGCUAACUGCUUGUUUCGCCAGAGAGUUGAAGAGUCAUACAGAAGGAUGGUAAAUCCUGCGUGCCAAGAGGUCGAUGCCAGCCCCUCCAAGGAAGAGGUUCUCAAGACAGUGCUACAGCUAAUUAAGAAACACUGUGCAACUUAAAAGAUACUUUUUAGUGCACGUAAAAGACACUUUUUAUUGGUUUUGGUACCUGAAAAAGCACUGCAACAUGUUUCUUCCCACAGAAGAAUCUUCUCUUUGUUGUGUUUGACAGUGAUCUGUGCAGGUUGUCUGUUUCACUGUUGCCUACUGUACUUUUCUGUGUAAGGCAAAAUACUACUCACAUGUUACUCAGCAUUCUUAGUGAAGCCACAAACAUAUUACAGUCAUGCACCAAGUACCUCAGAGUGCUCUCUGACACUGUGACAUUUCAGGAUGCUGUUUCGUCGCAUCUUCAUCACCAGGAGAACCUGUUCCCAUAUCCAUUGUGUACCAGAAUUCACUGGACUGCAGCAGGAGCUGUGGGUGCCCAAGGAGGGGCUGAAAUGUCAUCUACCAGUAAAACGAUAAAAGGAUCAUAACAAUGAGGAACAGAGAAUCCAGUGGCCCAGUGGUGUUUGCUGGAAUAGAGGAUGGUGAGCUGCUGCUGUGAUGGGUGUCCUGCAAAAAAUGUGUCCCAAAUGAGGGCCAAUAAGCCUCUAGACCUCUAACUAGUAAAGUCCAAGCCUGUCAACAUAUGCUCUGCAAAGGCUAAUUUUUCUGUAUUUUAGUUUCACUAUUGUUACUCCUAAGUGUAAAACUAAACAUACGGGUAAGCCUUUGUGGGAUCAGAAAUGAACUGCAGAUCCAGAAAGAACAUAACUAAAAUGUAAAUUUGAUUAAAAACACUAUUUUACUUACUUUCCUGUGUUAAGCAAGUGCAGUUGUCAGUGAAUCAGUCCCAUAAAUAAAAAUAUACUCAGUACUGCAGUUCCUAUAUACAAUCUGUAUAUGCAAGAUGAUAGAAAAACUUCUAAAAAUACAUUUUAUUCAUGCACUGUUUAAUGUUUGUGAAUAAAUGCUAUUAAUGUAAUACAUUUAUACCUACUAUAAAUAAACACACUUGUAUUUGUUA
Messenger RNA from Calidris pugnax (ruff), 1959 nucleotides. RefSeq names its product cytidine monophosphate (UMP-CMP) kinase 2, mitochondrial (gene CMPK2). Gene Ontology annotation, molecular function: ATP binding; dTMP kinase activity. The transcript is spliced from 5 exons. Gene Ontology annotation, cellular component: mitochondrion; cytoplasm. Lineage: Eukaryota; Metazoa; Chordata; Aves; Charadriiformes; Scolopacidae. Gene Ontology annotation, biological process: dUDP biosynthetic process; dTDP biosynthetic process; dTTP biosynthetic process. The record is from RefSeq and is a predicted model, not a curated record. The coding region runs from base 237 to 1007 and encodes 256 amino acids.